AUGUCUGCUCGCUCCGCCACCCCUGCGUCGACGCCUUCGCUCGUCAACCGCCGCCUCGCCUCGCUGCUCGUGGUCCUCGAGGCUCCACCGACUGCCGACGCCGCGCUCGAUGUGGUCGAAGAGUGGGCACAAGACUUGUCGCCGCUCGUGCUCGCCUAUCGCAAGGCCUUGGGUGCCAUCCGCGACGAGGAGACGGAGCUGCGCGUUGCCGCCGCCGUCAAGCAACUCGCCGAGCGGGCGUCGGAGUCCUGGGUCGAGUGGGCGCGCGGGGACUGGCCCGAGCUUGCGACCGCCAUCGACGCCGAGAAGCGCCUCGCCGAGGAGGAAGCACAACGCGUCGAAGAGGCCGUGAAGCGUGCGAAGGCCGCCGAGGACCGUCGCCUCGAAGACGAACGGCGUCGGAAGGAGGAAGAGGAACGGCGCCUCGAAGAUGAACGUCGCGCGCAAGAGGCCGCCGAUGAGGAGUUGGCGAGGAUCGCGGCCGCCGAGGGGCUUCUUGAUAAGGGGAAAGGGCGCGCUAGAGUCGACGAGGAGGUCGCCGAACUGUCGGACGACCCUUCAAUCAUAAGUAAGACUCCUCGGACGGUCGAACGUCCGUUCGCAAUGACCGAGGUCGACAUGGCCACCGUGGCGAUGGAGAAGCGCGAGGCCGGACAGAAGCUACCGCUCGGCCCCGGUCGAUUGCGUGUGGGGCGCUUCUUCGAACCACUCGAGUCCGCGACCGAAGGCCCAGGAGAGCGUUCUCGGCGAGUCGACGAGCCUCCACGACCCCUUCUACGACGGCCUCUCGAUGGGGCCAGCCGCCUGGGCCUCGAACAGGACGACCUCGACGCGCUCGACCUCGACGACGAAUCUCGGGGGAUAAUUCGCGUCAUCCGCGAGGAGCGCGCUCACAUCGCGCGCCGUCGAGCGCUCCUCCAUGACAUGGACGUCGACCUCCAGAAGAUGGAGAAGGCCGCGCUUGCGAAGGGAGGGAUCGGUUUCGUGCGCGGGGCUGUAGACGAUGAGUAG
Postia placenta MAD-698-R-SB12 is the source of this 1011-nucleotide messenger RNA. RefSeq lists its product as hypothetical. The coding region runs from base 1 to 1011 and encodes 336 amino acids. Lineage: Eukaryota; Fungi; Basidiomycota; Agaricomycetes; Polyporales; Adustoporiaceae. The transcript has 6 exons. The record is from RefSeq and is a predicted model, not a curated record.